This is a messenger RNA of Ostrinia furnacalis (Asian corn borer), 1353 nucleotides long. RefSeq names its product lysine-specific histone demethylase 1A-like. Gene Ontology annotation, molecular function: transcription factor binding; chromatin binding; flavin adenine dinucleotide binding. The transcript is spliced from 4 exons. Bases 1 to 489 code for a protein of 162 amino acids. The record is from RefSeq and is a predicted model, not a curated record. Gene Ontology annotation, biological process: chromatin remodeling. Lineage: Eukaryota; Metazoa; Arthropoda; Insecta; Lepidoptera; Crambidae.
AUGGGGCCACCUUUGAAGUGUGAGCUGUUCCUCUUUUGGAACUUGUGGAGCGCUCCGGUUCUUCUCGCGCUGGUCGCCGGGGAAGCCGCGGCCGUGAUGGAGAACGUCACCGAUGACGUCAUCGUCGGCCGCUGCAUCGCUGUGCUGAAGAGCAUCUUCGGUCAUGCCGCCGUGCCGCAACCUAAGGAAUGUGUGGUCACUAGAUGGCGUGCGGAUCCCUUCGCCCGAGGCUCGUACAGUUUUGUCGCGGUGGGCUCGUCGGGAACGGACUACGAUUUGCUGGCUGCGCCCGUGCCCGGCUCACCCGGAGACAACAGGCUGUUCUUCGCUGGUGAGCACACAAUGCGCAACUACCCAGCCACGGUUCACGGCGCGUUCCUCUCAGGCCUGAGAGAGGCCGGUCGCCUUGCAGACCUUUUGCUGCCUCAGCCGCCGAUCACCAACGCCAGUGUGGCAGCCGCCACAGCCGCCGCCAACCAGGCUUCUUGAUUUUACGACGUACUGAAGAAGUGUGUGCUUCUUUAAUUAGUAGACUACAGAACAAUAGAAUACCUUAAGGUUCCACAACAGACGCUACGUACGAAUCAUUGGAUAUGACCCUCUUAAAGUUCCUUGCUCAAUCCGCUGACUGAUGAAUGACUUUCUGAAGAAGUGUGUGUUGCUGCCUUACCCGGCGAUCACUAACGCCAGUGUGGAGGCCACCACAGCCGCCGCCAACCAGGCUUCUUGAUUUUACGAUGUGCUGAAGAAGUGUGUGCUUCUUUUAGUUUAGACUACAGGACAUAGACGCUACGGCCAAUACCCCCAUUAGGUUCCACAAUAGACGCUACGUACGAAUCAUUGGAUAUAACCCCCUUAAAGUUCCUUGUUCAAUUCGCUGCUAACCAGGCCUCAUGAUCCUAUGACUUUCCAAAGAAGUGUGUGCUUCUUUAGUUUAGACUACUGGACAAUAGACGCUACGGUCAAUGCCCCCUUAAGAUUCCACACUAGACGCUAUGUACGAAUCAUUGGCCCUUUCAAAGUUCCUUGUUUAAUUCGCUGCUAAAGGCCUCAUGAUCCUAUGACUUUCUGAAGAAGUGUGUGUUCCUGCCUCAGCCGCUAAUCACCAACGCCAAUCAGGCUUCUUGAUUUUACGACAUGCUGAAGAAGUGUGUGCUUCUUUUGGGUAGACUACAGGACAAUAGACCCUACAUACUAUACCCCCUUAGGUUCCUUAUUGAAUCCGCUCAAGAAGUAUUAAACACUGAAAAAGUGUGUGUUGCUGCCUCAAACCGCUGAUCAUCAACGACAGCGUUUCUAUGACUUGCUGAAGAAGUGUGUGCUUCUUUAAGAUAGAAUACAGAAUAAUAGAUG